Pisolithus orientalis is the source of this 1266-nucleotide messenger RNA. RefSeq lists its product as uncharacterized. The transcript has 4 exons. Gene Ontology annotation, cellular component: dynactin complex. Lineage: Eukaryota; Fungi; Basidiomycota; Agaricomycetes; Boletales; Pisolithaceae. Gene Ontology annotation, biological process: cytoskeleton-dependent cytokinesis. Bases 122 to 1054 code for a protein of 310 amino acids. The record is from RefSeq and is a predicted model, not a curated record.
CUGCAACGUAAGUGGCUAUCCACCUCAUCCAGUCAAACCUCGGAAGUCAAGUGAUUGCCAACUCUGCCAAGUGCCGAAAGCUACUUGCGAAGGUGGUCUUCUCUCGGUUUUUUGCCCCUAUAUGUCUCCGAUCGGAAGUGUUUUCUUGGGCGACGUUCAGCAUAGGCACCGGAUUCUGACAUCUUCACCACCACCCUCGUCCCCGCCUGCACAUGCUGCUAGCAAUUCGAUGAGUAUGGCCCUGGCAUCCUCCAAGUCUCUGGAUGAGACUUUUGAUUCCGUCGAUGGCGGUCCUGAUCUACCUGAACAGGCUUCCAUGUCCGUUGCCCAACGCCAGGAACCCACUCAUCCCCAUCCUACUUCAACUCCGGGUGCAACACAAUUACCCACCUCCAUCGAUCCUGCCCUCUCUCUUGAACUGCGAAUCCGCUGGUUGGAGGCACUACUCAUCGGCGUUCGCCAGGACCCGCGCGAACGCAGGGGGAGAGGGGACAAGCUCACUGAUCUCAAGGAUGGGGAAACAACCCUCAUCCGUCUAGCGGAGAACGUGCAGCAUCGGUUGAAUAGCGUGAUAGAAUCCAACGACGGCCUGAAGAAAUUCAUGAGUCAAUAUGACCGUCAUGCCCAUCUGUUAACACCGACGUUCGCUUACUCGGGCACGCCGGUCGGACCGGGCCCAUCCUACGGAAACAUGUCCGCGGAGGAACUGGAAGCGCUUCUCGCAGAAAUGGAACCGGACAUUCGUGCCGCCGACCGCGACAUGCGCGAGAUCGACCUACUAAUACAAAAGGAUGUAUUGAGUGCCGGCAAGCUGCCAGACUACGAGGUACUGCAGCCCCGCGUGAAGAGGCUCCUUGCAGCGCAGGAGGAAGAUUUAAAAUUAGCAGCGUCUCUGGAGAAACGGAUCGCAAACCUAGUAGAUCGUCACGCGACUCAUGUGGAUGCACUGUCAGAACUAUUUGUCGCAUGGGACGACGUUCUGAGUGGGGCGGAAAGCAAGGUCGCACAGUUGGAACGGGACAAGAUCGAAAAGCAGAAACUCGGGUACGAAUGAAGCUCAUAUCUAUUCGAGACGGAGUAGACUGCUAAGAAGGGCGGUGGCUGGGUCUCAAAUUUCAUAGAGCCUUAGCCCGAGGAGGCGAGGGAGACACUGUUUCUCCGUCAACAUCUUAAGCAUAUAUCACUUCUUAGCCAGUUGCCCUUUGAGACAUUCUUCAUAGGCGUAGUGUAUCGCGUGCAAGCUGAUAUAAUUAAUGGCACUACUGU